AAAACAGCCAGUCUGAGUCAGUGUUACUGGUUUACCUCUCAGACUCCAGAAGAUGAAGAAAGAAGAGGAAGAGGAGGAUGGAGCAGAGUCUGUACUAUCCAGCUGUCUGUCUAUGAAGAGUGACCGGUCCAGAGGUUUUCCUCUAAACUUCAGUAAUGAACCUGGACCCUCAGACACAAAGGAUUCAGAGGAAGAGGAGGACGGAGCAGAGUCUGUAAUAUCCAGCUGUCUGUCUAUGAAGAGUGACCGGUCUAAAGAUGAUGUUCUACUCUUCAGUGAUGAACCUGGACCCUCGGACACAAAAGAGAGGAAGAGGAGUGAUGUUCCUAUGGAGGAGCAGCUGUCCUGCUGUUCUUUGUGUCAGGAUGUCCUGAAGGAUGCAGUCUCUACCAGCUGUGGACACUGGUUCUGCAGACAGUGCAUCACCUCAUACUGGGACCAGUCUGAUUCACCAGGAGACUCCUCCUGUCCCCAGUGUGCAGAAAGAUCCAGAACCAGAUCUGAACUACAGACAGACUGUCAGACCAGCACUGGACCCUGCAGUGGUCUGCAGGAGGUUUUAGAUGAACAUCAGAUCAGUCUCAGCAGCACAUUUGAAUGUGUAACUCAAGGAACUGAUGAAGCAGGAAGUGAAAUCCUCCUCAUCAGCAUCUUCACUGAGGUCCACAUCACAGAGGGACAGAGUGAAGAGGUUAAUACCCAACAUGAGGUGUGGCAGCUUGAAACAGCUUCCAAGAUGAAGACCCUCCAUGACACUCCAAUCAAGUGUCAGGACAUCUUUAAAGUCUUACCUGACCAACAGAAACACAUCAGAGUCGUUCUGAUGAACGGCGUCGCUGGUGUUGGAAAAACCUUCUUAGUGCAGAAGUUCACUCUGGACUGGGCACAGCGCUCCGAAAACCAAGAUAUCAGUCUGCUGAUUCAGUUCUCGUUCAGGGCGCUGAACUUGAUCAAAGAUAAGCAGUACAGUCUGAUCAUGCUGAUCCGUGUUUUCUAUCCAACAUUACAGAAGCUCACAGCAGAGACGCUCGCUGUCUGUAAAGUUCUGUUCAUCUUUGACGGCCUGGAUGAAAGCAGACUUUCACUGGAUUUUAACAACAGGAAGGUUGUGUCUGAUGUCACACAGAAGUCAUCAGUCAGUGUGCUGUUGACAAACCUCUUCAUGGGGAAGCUGCUUCCAUCAGCACUCAUCUGGAUAACUUCCAGACCUGCAGCAGCCAAUCAGAUCCCUCCUUCAUGUGUGGACAGAGUAACAGAAGUACAAGGCUUCACUGAUGAGCAGAAGGAGGAGUACUUCAAGAAGAGAUUCAGUGAUGAAGAGCAGUCCAGCAGGAUCAUCUCACACAUCAAGACAUCCAGGAGCCUCCACAUCAUGUGUCACAUUCCAGUCUUCUGCUGGAUCACUGCUACAGUUCUGGACCACAUGUUGACUGCAGACCAGAGAAGAAAGCUGCCCAAGACCCUGACUGACCUGUACUCACACUUCCUGUUGGUUCAGACAAAGAGGAAGAAGAACAAGUAUGAUGAGGGACAUGAGACGAGUCCACAGGAGCUGACAGAGGCUGACAGGAAACUUCUUCUGAAGCUGGGGAGGCUGGCGUUUGAACAACUGGAGAAAGGAAACAUCAUGUUCUACCAAGAAGACCUGGAGCAGUGUGGUCUGGAUGUCACAGAGGCCUCAGUGUUAUCAGGAUUUUGUACACAGAUCUUCAAAAGAGAGAGUGUGAUGUUCCAGAAAACAGUCUACAGCUUUGUUCAUCUGAGCAUUCAGGAGUUUCUGGCUGCAGUCUACAUGUACCACUGUUACACCAACAGCAACACAGAGAUACUGAAGAACUUCCUGGGAGAAGACUACAAACACACCUCACUGGAUGACUUCCUGAAGAGAGCCAUGGAGAAAUCUCUGCAAAGUAAAAAUGGCCACCUGGACCUGUUUGUUCGCUUCCUUCAUGGCCUCUCUCUGGAGUCCAACCAGAUUCUCUUAGGAAGCCUGCUGGGUCAGACAAAGAACAGUCCAGAAAUCAUCCAGAGAAUCAUCAAAAACCUGAAGGAGAUGAACAGUAAGGAUAUCUCCCCUGACAGAAGCAUCAACAUCUUCCACUGUCUGAUGGAGAUGAACGACCGCUCAGUACAUCAGGAGAUCCAAGAGUUCCUGAAGUCAGAGAACAGAUCAAAGAAAAAACUCUCUAAGAUCCACUGCUCAGCUCUGGCUUACAUGCUGCAGAUGUCAGAGGAGGUUCUGGAUGAGUUUGAUUUGAAGAAGUACAACACAACACAGGAGGGACGACGGAGACUGAUCCCAGCUGUGAGGAACUGCAGAAAGGCCCAACUUUCUGGAUGUGGACUCUCAGUGACUCACUGUAAAGUUGUGGCCUCAGCUCUGAAGUCCAACCCUCAUCUGACAAAGCUGGACCUGAGUGAGAACAAGCUGUCUGAUUCAGGAGUGACACCUCUGUCUGCUGGAUUAGAGAGUCCAAACUGUAGACUAAAGACUCUGAGGUUGAUAGGCUGCAGUUUAACAGAGAUCAGCUGUGCUUCUCUGGCCUCAGCUCUGAAGAACAACCCCUCCCAUCUGAGAGAGCUGGACCUGAGUGGAAACAAGCUGAAGGAUUUAGGAGUGAAUCCACUGUGUGAUUUCCUGGAGAGUCUACAGUGUAGACUGGACACUCUGAGAUUGAUAGACUGCAGUUUGUCAGCGAUCAGCUGUGCUUCUCUGGACUCAGCUCUGAAGUACAACCCCUCCCAUCUGAGAGUGCUGGAUCUGAGUGAGAACAAGCUGAAGGAUUCAGGAGUGAAGCAUCUGUGUGAUUUCCUGAAGAAUCUAGACUGUAAACUGGAGACUCUGAGAUUGAUGAACUGCAGUUUGUCAGAGACCAGCUGUGAUUCUCUGGUCUCAGCUUUGGAGGCCAACCCCUCCCAUCUGAGAGAGCUGGAUCUGAGCGAAAACAACCUGCUGGAUCCAGAUGUGAAGCUGCUGUCUGGUCUUAAGAAGAGUCCAGAGUGUAGACUGGCGACUCUGAGCUGGUUGUCACCUCGGCUUGGGCUUCCCUGA
This is a messenger RNA of Scomber japonicus (chub mackerel), 3052 nucleotides long. RefSeq names its product NACHT, LRR and PYD domains-containing protein 12-like. NCBI's taxonomy places the organism in Eukaryota, Metazoa, Chordata, Actinopteri, Scombriformes, Scombridae. Gene Ontology annotation, molecular function: protein binding. The coding region runs from base 53 to 3052 and encodes 999 amino acids. The transcript is spliced from 10 exons. The record is from RefSeq and is a predicted model, not a curated record.